Musa acuminata AAA Group (dessert banana) is the source of this 2629-nucleotide messenger RNA. Its product is annotated as cation/calcium exchanger 4-like. Gene Ontology annotation, molecular function: monoatomic cation transmembrane transporter activity. Bases 262 to 2199 code for a protein of 645 amino acids. Gene Ontology annotation, biological process: monoatomic cation transport; transmembrane transport. Lineage: Eukaryota; Viridiplantae; Streptophyta; Magnoliopsida; Zingiberales; Musaceae. The transcript has 2 exons. Gene Ontology annotation, cellular component: membrane. The record is from RefSeq and is a predicted model, not a curated record.
GACGCACCCCGCCGACCGCGUCUAUGGAUCGUGACUUGUGUCGUGUGUGAUGGCAUAUCCGUCACCAUGAAUAUUUUUGGACCCUUGGAAGCCUUCCGCGGCAGGCGAUUCCAGAGACCUCCCGUCGUCAUCCCCGAAGCUCCUGGAUACCAAACUAUCCCCCAAUUCGACCCUUGGACAACUUUUGGGCUGAAUUCGCCAUGUACCCAAACCCUAGAUCUCCGGUGAAGGGGUAAGGAACCAUCGUCGUACUUCACCGACAUGGCUGGGAUCCAUACGCGCCGUUCCAGAUUUCGCGCGGUUUUCAAUGCCUUCUGCUCUCUGGUAUUGUUCUUGUUCUUCUACAACGGAGAGGAUGUCCUCAGGAACCCUUUCCUUGGUCCAAGAUCUAAUUUUUCCCUCGGUCAUACUUCCAAAUCUGACCUCUAUCCUCGUCGGAGGAUGGCCGAGCUCUCUUUCACCAAUUCGACAAAUGGGUCCGUCCCGAUCGCUCCGAUGGACGAGUCAUUCGAACCCCUGGCGAAUCCUACCGUGGCAUGUGCUGGCAUACGCCAGCACGAGGGCUUCGCCAGCCACUGUGACUUCUUGAAGACGCACAGGCAGUGCAAUUCCGGUGGAAUCAUCGAUUACAUUACUUUUUUCUAUUGUGAUUGUCGGAAAUUUCGCGUUUUGGGAUAUGCUGUGCUUGUAUUAUGGCUGGCAGCUUUGUUCUACACGUUGGGGAACACCGCAGCAGAUUACUUCUGCUGUAGCUUAGAGAAACUCUCCAUCUUACUAAAGCUUCCACCGACUGUUGCUGGGGUCACUCUUCUUCCACUUGGCAAUGGUGCUCCUGAUGUAUUUGCGAGCAUUGCAGCAUUCAUCGGUACGGGUGCUGGCGAGGUUGGCAUUAAUAGUGUGCUGGGUGGAGCAGUCUUCGUCACUUGCAUAGUUGUUGGAACUGUCGCUUUAUUUGUGGCGGAGAAGAAUGUUCAGAUUGAUAGAAAGUGCUUCAUCAGAGAUAUUAGCUUCUUUUUAUUGACAUUGGCGUCAUUGUCCUUGAUCUUGUUUGUUGGAAGAGUGACACUUUGGGGAGCAGUUUUGUUUGUCUCGAUUUAUUUGGUUUAUGCUUUCACCGUGGCAGCAAAUGAGAUUCUGAGGAAGCAUGCUCGGAAGUUGAAGUUAGACAUGGUGACUCCACUGCUCCCAGUUAGAGGAAGCAUCUUUUCUCUUGGCAGUGAAGAGGAUGUGUCCGUCUAUAGCAGUCUUCUUGAAGAUGAUCUUGACAACGAGGUAUCACAUCUGCAUGGUUCAUUGCCACAGUGGAUGUGGGCUUCACAUGUGGCUAUUUAUUCGAAUCAGGGAAGCAGAGCGAAUUCAUUUGACAGCUCCAGGCCUUUAUGGGGUUGGAAUGAACAAGAGGCAGAAGCAUCGGUUUUCUCAUUUUCCAAACUAUUUCUGUUAAUGGAGAUGCCCCUGACCAUCCCUAGAAGGUUGACAAUUCCAAUCGUUGAGGAAGAAAGGUGGUCAAAACCAUAUGCAGUUGCAAGUGCUUUCUUCGCCCCCAUUCUUUUGGCAUUCGUGUGGAAUACCCAGGAGACUUCUAAAAUCAGCAUUGCUGCUUACAUUGUAGGCGGCCUCUUUGGUGUUGGAUUUGCAGCUGUUGCUUUCCUGUACACCAGCACCGAUCAUCCACCACGGAGGUAUUUGUUUCCAUGGGUUUUAGGAGGGUUUUUCAUGAGCAUAGCAUGGUUUUACAUUGUUGCUAAUGAGUUGGUUGCUCUUUUGGUGACCUUGGGUGUGAUUUUGGGGAUAAAUCCUUCCAUUCUGGGACUGACAGUAUUGGCAUGGGGCAAUUCAAUGGGAGAUUUGAUGUCAAAUGUUGCUUUGGCUGUAAACGGGGGUGAUGGUGUGCAGAUUGCGAUGUCAGGAUGCUAUGCAGGACCAAUGUUCAACACGCUUGCUGGUUUGGGGAUGUCAAUGUUGCUUGGAGCUUGGUCGACUGCUCCUAAAUCCUAUGUGCUACCACAAGAUAGCACCUUGGUGUACACCAUGAUUUUUCUUGUAUCUGGACUUGUUUGGGCCCUUAUCAUCUUACCACGGAAUGAUAUGUGUCCUAACAAGAUGUUGGGCUUUGGCCUAAUAACACUUUACCUCAUAUUUCUGAUUAUUAGAGUGAGCAAUGCAAUUGGCCUCUUGCCAUUGGCUGGCUUGCAAUGACCUAUCUUUCUCUCAGGAGAACUGGAAAGCUGAAUUGCCAUUGGCAUACUGAUGCGCUGGUCUUCCCUACCACUUUCCACACUAAGAACUUGGAAGCCAUGAUUAUAUGAAGUACCUUUUUGUGGUGGUCAAGUGUUGAGUUUGCCUAGAAAGCCAAGGUUGCAUCUGUACAUGGAUAUGCUGUCACAAGUCUCAGAUGUUAUAAGAGUUACAUAUGAAGAUGGAUUUUCUUUAUGUUGCUGCACUUACCAUUGAACUUGUUCAUGUGUUAAGGGUAAUCACCCUUUGAUUGCCCGGUGUUGUCUUGGGAAACUCUGCCCGGUGUUGUCUUUGGAGUCGCACAUUCUUUCUCAUGUACUGCUCUUGGGUAAUAUAUUAAACAUGGUAAUUUACUUUGUGAAUAGAUAACUGUAGUUUCUUUCUUAUUGAA